AGUAAAGAGCUUGUGUAGGUCAGCCGUGACGUUCGCGCUGUCACCUCCCCUCAUUCCUCAGCUCCAGAACGGUGGACCUCGGAAGGUACUGAGCAGCAUCAAACCCGUUUCAGCAUGAACAAUGGCACACGUAUCCAAAACCUACAAGUGCAUACUAGCUACAGAAGUCCGCAAUUAAGGGACGUGCAGCUGCGGAAUAGCUCUAGAAUUACAACUUACAUACAAAGGAUUGUCUCACCAAGCUUCGUUGCAGAUCUAGGGUGCCAUUACUAGCGCUCCAGUGCCAAGCGACACCUGUCCUCUCACGGUAGAGCUUCACAACAUCCAUAUCCGCCCACCCAGCGCCACUCCUUACAUUUCCAACCUGCUCCUCUCUUUUGCUUUCGACCGCAGCUAUGGCGCAAAUUCGGGGCACAGCGGGCUACCACCUGGGAAACCAGAGCCCAUUCGGUAACGCUGGACGGAACGAUGGCACGACGAACGACCCAAGCCCGCUUGAUCAGCUCAGAGAGCAGACAAACAAGAUUGAGGAUUUCCUGGACACAAUGUCCGACCCGAUCAAGCCAUACCUUCCAGCCAUCGGUCGCUUCUUGAUCGUGGUCACUUUCCUCGAGGAUGCGCUGCGCAUCUUGACACAAUGGAGCGACCAGCUUACAUACCUCCACGACUACCGAAAGAUCUGGAACGGCUUCACUCACGCAUUCCUCAUCAUCAACGUGGUCACAAUGACAGCAUGCUCGAUCAUGGUCAUCGCACGAAAGCACUCGGAAUACGCUGUAGCUGGUCUCAUGAGCGUGGUUGUCAUGCAGGGUAUCGGAUACGGUCUCGUCUUCGACCUGAACUUCUUCCUCCGCAACCUUUCGGUUAUGGGCGGCCUCAUGAUGGUUCUUUCGGAUUCCUGGGUUCGCAAGAAGUUCGCUCCGGCCGGCCUUCCCCAGCUCGAUGAGAAGGACAAGAAGAUGUACUUUCAGCUUGCUGGACGUGUUCUGCUUAUCUUCCUCUUUGUCGGCUUCGUUUUCCGUGGCGACUGGGGCUUCUGGAGAAUUGUGGCUAGCUUGCUCGGCCUCAUUGCCUGCAUCAUGGUUGUGGUUGGCUUCAAGGCCAAGUUCUCGGCAAUUAUGUUGGUGCUCAUUCUGAGCGUCUUCAACCUCUACGUCAACAACUGGUGGACUCUACACCCACACCACCCUCACAAGGAUUUCGCGAAGUACGACUUCUUCCAGAUUCUGUCCAUUGUUGGUGGUCUGCUCCUCCUCGUCAACAUGGGCCCCGGACAGUUCUCCGUCGAUGAGAAGAAGAAGGUUUAUUAGACGACUCUGCCUCGGGCAAACACAAUAUCUUCACAUCUCAGCAUUUGGCCGCAGGCCAGGCUAUGCACUAUAUUAAGCUUAGUACAACGACGCACACGAAGAUGUUCCAGCGCUCAUGGGCCGAGCAUUGGAGAGAAUAUCACGGUCAAAAGCACUUGAGCGCAUGAAAGGGCUAUAGGACAUGGAACCUGUAGAAUAUGACAUCGGCGUAGAGUUUGUUUAGCAUUGGAAGGGCAAUCGCGAUUUUGAAUCAUCGUGCCCGAUCUACAAUAAUUCAUUGAAAUGGACAAUUAUUGCGAA
This is a messenger RNA of Boeremia exigua, 1610 nucleotides long. RefSeq names its product SURF4 family-domain-containing protein. The transcript is spliced from 4 exons. Gene Ontology annotation, cellular component: membrane; endoplasmic reticulum-Golgi intermediate compartment; endoplasmic reticulum. The record is from RefSeq and is a predicted model, not a curated record. Gene Ontology annotation, biological process: Golgi organization. Lineage: Eukaryota; Fungi; Ascomycota; Dothideomycetes; Pleosporales; Didymellaceae. Bases 396 to 1310 code for a protein of 304 amino acids.